This is a messenger RNA of Cephus cinctus (wheat stem sawfly), 1863 nucleotides long. RefSeq names its product zinc finger CCHC domain-containing protein 4. Gene Ontology annotation, molecular function: rRNA (adenine-N6-)-methyltransferase activity; nucleic acid binding; zinc ion binding. Gene Ontology annotation, biological process: rRNA methylation. Bases 76 to 1725 code for a protein of 549 amino acids. The record is from RefSeq and is a predicted model, not a curated record. Lineage: Eukaryota; Metazoa; Arthropoda; Insecta; Hymenoptera; Cephidae. Gene Ontology annotation, cellular component: cytoplasm; nucleolus. The transcript has 4 exons.
CGUAAGGAUCAGUUAGGUAUAAGGAAAUAGUAUACUUAUUACAGUCUUGCGUAGAUAGGAUUCAUUCUUGUAAAAAUGAUUGAAAUUGGUGGUCUGCAGUGUGUUUGGGGUAAAUUAGAGACACAUCCAAAAUGUCCACAUGGACCAACUUUGUUAUUAGAGAAACAUGUGGAUGGCAAGCUACAGCAAUUUUAUUCUUGCUCUGCUUAUCGUGAUGCAACAUUAUGUUCUUUUUAUGUAAAGCCUAAAGAAAAACUAACAAAGGAAAAGAAACAGAGGUGGGAACAAGAAUUGAAAAAAUUACCGAAAUAUAAUCAUCAUAAAUUAUAUAUUCAUUUCAAUGAACUUAUGGUAGUAAGUCCAGAAAAAAGAGCUUACUGUCACAAUUGUGAAAAAUUAAUUUUUAUGUCAGAGAUAACUAAACAUAAUGAACAUCUUUUGACAAAAGAGUUGACGGAUACUCAAAUGAAUAAUCCUACUACUUUUCUCAAACCACUGACUAAUGCUAAAAAGGAAGCACAGUAUUUAUUUUCAGAAAAAUCUGUUAAUGACAUAAUGAACAUUCUGUUAAAUAUGAAUGCAGAUCAAGUUCUUUGUAUUGGAGCACCCAGGAUACAUGAACAUAUAUGUGCAAAUUAUCCAAACAAAAUAUCCAGUCUUCUCUUAGAUUUUGAUGGAAGAUUUCAUAAUUUUUUUGGCCCAUUAAGUUUCUGCUGGUACAAUCUCUUCAAUCAUCAUUUUUUCCAUGAAGAAUCAGAAAACGUGUUUAAAGAUUUCCUUACUCAAAAUGGUGGAAAAAAUAUGUAUUUAAUAUGCGAUCCGCCAUUUGGAGGACGCAUGGAAGCUAUGUCUCAAACUAUAAAAACAAUUUCUGACUUGUAUAAAAAGUUAAAUAAGAUUGAAAAUGAUGAUGAAUUAAAGAUCAUGUUUAUCUCUCCCUAUUUCAUGGAAUCCAUUAUGAAACAAAAAUCGAAUCCAUCUGGUGUUUCCGGUGGUCUGAAAGACCUACAAAUGUGCGACUACAAAGUUGAUUAUGAUAAUCAUCCGUUGUUCUUAACGGGAUCAAAUGGCAGAAAGCAAGGUUCACCAGUUCGUAUUUUUACAAACAUUCCACUGAACCUCAUAGAGCUGCCUACAGAAGAUGGAUAUAGAUAUUGCAAGCAAUGUCAAAAAUGGAUUGCAUCAGAAAAUAAGCACUGUAAGAAGUGUAAACAAUGUACAUCUAAAGAUGGUCGAAGAUACAAGCACUGUGAGAUUUGCCAACGAUGUGUCAAACCUACAUGGAAGCACUGCAAUACUUGUAAACGAUGCAUCUUGGAAAAGCACAUAUGUGGUCAAACACCAAAAAUUACCGGACAGUGCUUUAAAUGUAAUGCAUUUGGGCACAUUGAAAAAGACUGUAAAUUUAACAUUGAAAGUUUCAUAGAGAUAAAGCCUGUGAAAAAAUUACAGAAACGCAAGAGUGACAACAUAGAAGAGAUUACCGUGAAAAAAAAGAAAAUUGAUUCCACAUCUGCAAAACAGCAAGAAACUAAUAAAGGCAAACCAAAAACAACCAAGUUAAAGGAGUCUGUGUCUAAGAAGUCUAAGAAUCUAAAGAUGCAGCGUAAACCAGCGACGGUAUUAAAAGGAAAAACGAAUAAAAAUUUACCUGUGCAAAAAUUGCUAAAAAAUUCAAAAACUGUUGAUACCAAAAAGAAAUCAUUUUCGGAUAAACAAAAAUAACUUCAGGUAUUAAUAAGAAAAAAAAAAUUGUUAACGCAUACUUCGUAUGUAAGAUUUAUAUGAUGACGAGAUUUCCAAUAUAAUACAAUUAUGUGUAAAGUAAAUAUAAUUUUUCACAUAUUCAUUAUGCCAAUAGAA